Postia placenta MAD-698-R-SB12 is the source of this 968-nucleotide messenger RNA. RefSeq lists its product as hypothetical. The coding region runs from base 27 to 968 and encodes 313 amino acids. The transcript has 3 exons. The record is from RefSeq and is a predicted model, not a curated record. NCBI's taxonomy places the organism in Eukaryota, Fungi, Basidiomycota, Agaricomycetes, Polyporales, Adustoporiaceae.
CACUGUGUCUGUCGCAUUACCGGGCUAUGGGGUCGACGGCAACUCUGCCUCCUUUACCCUCUUCACCGCAUGAGGAAGAUCUCUCUCGCACUGGGGCAUGGAUCGAAGCGAGCUCGUCCGGCGAGAGUAGCAGUGGCCUGAGAAAGGGCAAGGAGAAGGAUAGCGACCAGGAGACAUUGCACAGUGAAGAGGAGGGCGACGAGGCGGAGGGAGAGGAGUUCUCUGGGGCCGACGGAUAUCCCCCAACAAAAGAGGAGGAAGCUGAAUCACGGAGGAUUGAAGAGAAUCUACAAAAAUGGGAAACCGCAGAGAGAGAACGGCGGAAGGCAGCCCGUCAGUCUACUAUGACUUCCAGCGGUGGGAGCACACUCGUCAGUGAUAUCACACGUAGAGCGAGCCUCUUGUGGCCAUCCGGUCGGGCCAAACAAGCAUCCAUGGGCGGCGUCGGUGCACACCACAGAGUGCGGACAGCAGAGGACGGCGUUCCCCUAGAUGACAUUGAGGGCAGCCCCGCCAUUACCCCCGCUCCAUCCCCCGAACCUGGUGAUAACCCGUUCGCCACUCCUGCCGCCUCCACCCUCUCCCUCAACAAUAAUCUUCGACCCGCCAUCAUGACUGCCUCCUCCUCUAUGAACCCUUUUGAGCCCCACGGCAAUGGCGACGAUGCAUCGCCAACCACUCCCACGGCGAAACGGUCGACGCUCGAGGCGUCGUCUUCUUCCUCGAAACAUCCGCCUCCACCCGAGCCAUUAGACCUACCCAGGCCGCGUACCCCUCCGCCCCGCACUGAGACUCCCCACGCGAACCGGCCCCCGGAGCCAAUACCGCCACCCACCGUGGCUCCACCGCAGCAAGAGGAGGAGCCGCCGGCACAAACGCGAUGGUGGACGGAGUGGUUGUGCGGCUGCAGUGAGGGCCCAGACCGGGGAGGCGACCACCAGGCGGCUCGUACAAACCCGCUCGAAUGA